UUCACACACCAUAUUGUCUUCAAGUGAUGUCAUCCAAAGGUCGAGUGGUCGCCGGAACCGAUGGAAGCGACUUCGGUCACCGCCAGAGAGUGGCCUCACACUAUCAGAUCAGUGCACUGAAUAAAUCUCGGCUCAAGUUUUGCAUAUUUUUUCAUUACCUCCUGUUUGUGGUAAUGAUGUGUAAACUGUCGGACGACAUACUCGACAGACUGGAUAUCUUCAUACUAGAGCUUCAGGAGCUGUAUAUACCGAAGCCUCGGCUCUGGGAAUGGUUGUGGGCGUCGAGUGUUGUGUUAUCACUGUUUGGAUUGACAUCGUUUAAGAACAACAGUCUGUCUUCCAUCAGAUUCUAUGCAAUCAUGACAUUCGCGAUGUCUUUGUGUCCAAUUCUGUACGCUUUGGUCUACUAUUUCAACGACUUGUGGUCUUUCAUGGAAACCCGGGAUCUGUCGAAAGUGAAGGAACAGUGGAAUGGAUAUCCAGUGGCACUCAUUUGGUAUACAUUUCUUGUGGUCGCCCUUCAGAUCCAUUUCUUCCAAUUGUAUUUCUCAAUCAAACUGUGGUUCGCGUGGAAUGUGAAGAAAGUGAAC
Medioppia subpectinata is the source of this 590-nucleotide messenger RNA. The record is from the annotation of a GenBank genome assembly. Lineage: Eukaryota; Metazoa; Arthropoda; Arachnida; Sarcoptiformes; Oppiidae.